AACGCUCAUGUAAACUAGAAUUGGAAAAAUGGUGGCCAGCGUCAGAGUGCAGAAGCUCCUCCGACGAUACAAACUAGCGAUUGCCGCCGCGUUAACGAUUCUUCUGAUUCAAGGGCUAGUAGUAUGGAGUCUGAGAAGUCUCGAAGAGGGCGAGGCGGAGAGGAAAACGCGGCGGUCUAAGCUACCUGACCACAACAGCCAGGACCCCAAAAGGGAGGCGGUGGCCUGGGAGAGACAAAACGCCUUGUCUGGGAGGAGCGGGGCCCAAUGGAACAGCAGGCUGGAGAGGACGGGGGCCACGGCCGCCAGCGCCCUCCGGAGGGGCACCAAGCGCCGGGGGAAGCACACCAUCAGGGUGAAGGUGCCCCUGGGCCAGGGGUUAGCAGUUGAUGGCGUUCCCCCCCAUGACCCCUCCAGCAGCCGUAACUUCACUGAUUCCCGGGGCGGAGGGGAGGGGGCGGCCAGACUACCCCCUCCAGCCAUGCCAGGGGAACCGGGCAGCGUGGAGGGGGCGCCCCAAGCCCCCAGCAGCGACUUUCUGCCCAAGUGUGACAUCAUGGGCAAGGACGCCCUGUCGGCCCUGCACCGCACCGGCUCGCGGCAGUGCCGGCAGGAGAUCGCCAACAUUGUGUGCCAGCAUCAGGCCGGCCAGCUCAUGCCAAGGGCACUGCCUCAGUUCUGCCCGCUGCACGGUUUUUCCAGCCCGGUCCAGACAGCUGAUGAGCUGGACAAUAACCUGUCCAAGGUGGAGAACCCGGUUAGGGUGGCCUUCGUCCUGGUGGUCCACGGCCGGGCCAUCAGGCAGCUGAAACGCCUCAUCAAAGCCAUAUACCACCGAGACCACUUCUACUACAUCCACGUGGACAAGCGUUCCAACUACCUGCAUCGGGAGGUGCAGCAGAUCGCCCAGCAGUACCCCAAUGUGCGUGCCACGCCCUGGCGCAUGGUGACCAUCUGGGGCGGUGCCAGCCUGCUGAAGGCCUACCUGCGCAGCAUGCAGGACCUGCUCUCCAUGCUGGACUGGAAUUGGGACUUCUUCAUCAACCUCAGUGCCACUGACUUCCCCACCAGGACCAACGAUGAACUGGUGGCUUUUCUGUCACAGCACAGAGACCAGAACUUCCUCAAGUCACAUGGGCGGGAGAACGCGAGGUUCAUAAAGAAACAGGGUCUGGACCGGCUGUUCCAUGAGUGUGACAACCACAUGUGGCGGCUGGGUGAGCGGACCAUCCCAGAGGGCCUGGAGGUGUCUGGGGGCUCUGACUGGUUCUCCCUCACCAGGCGCUUCGUAGAGUAUGUCAUCAACUCUCAGGAUGAGCUGGUGGCGGGCCUGAAACAGUUCUACACCUACGCCCUGCUCCCCGCUGAGUCCUUCUUCCACACAGUGCUGGGGAACAGUCACAUGUGUGACUCUCUGGUGGACAACAACCUGCGUGUUACCAACUGGAACAGGAAGCUGGGUUGUAAGUGCCAGUACAAACACAUAGUGGACUGGUGCGGCUGCUCUCCCAAUGACUUCAAACCACAGGACCUCGUCAGGAUACAGCAACUGACCCGGCCCACGUUCUUUGCCCGAAAGUUUGAGUCCACGGUGAACCAAGAGGCUAUGGACAUCCUGGACACCCACCUGUAUGGACACUACGCCCCAGGGACAGUGGCCAUCAAGGCCUACUGGGAGAGCCUGUUUGAGCGGGCGGACGGUGUGGGCUCCCUCAGUGACGUGGCCCUCACGGCCUACUCUUCCUUCUUCCGCCUGGGCCUCAGGAGCCUGGAUAGCAGCCAGACCAGCCUGGAGACCUGCAGAUAUGAGCCAAUAGGCUACCCGGUGUCGGUGCAUCUGUAUUUCUACGACGAGCGUUUCCAGGGCUACUUGGUCCGUCAGGAGGUGCAGAAGGUGGGGUCAAGGGUCAGGGAAACGGUGGAGGUGUGGGCCGUGCCUCAGGCCACCAUGCAGCUGGAGAACAACCUCAGGGAGUUUGAGAGGCUCAAGAACCUGGAGGUGGGCACAGAGUGGGACCCCAAGGAGAGAAUCUUCCGGAACUUCGGCGGUGUGAUCGGGCCGCUGGACGAGCCGGUGGCGGUACAGAAGUGGGUUCGGGGGCCCAACCUCACUGCCACCAUUGUGUGGAUCGACCCCGCCCAGACGGUGGCGGCGUCUUAUGACAUCAGUGUGGAUGUGGACGCAGAGUACACGCAGUACAAGCCCCCGCUGCAGCGGCCGCUCCGCCCCGGGGCCUGGACAGUCAAGGUGCUGAGGCUGUGGGAGUGCGUGGCCGAGGCUCGCUUCCUCGUCAUGCCCCUGGCCUUCAAAGGACGAGAGCCACUACGCCAAGAGGAGGACAGCUGGCUGCACGCGGGGCCACCAGGCAACCUGUACCUGGAGCAGGGCUUCCAGCAGCUGAGAUCUGUUCUGAAGCUGCCCCCACAGGAGCCCGCCCUGCAGGAGGCCCAGCAGAGGGCCCAGCUAGUGGGCAAGCCCCUGGAAGCCUGGGUGGACCGCACCGUGGGGGCCUUCUGGGUGACCGGGGACCUGUGCUCCACCCUGCCCUCCCCGGGCCCCUGCCCUUCCCUGGGCCCCUGCACCAAGUCCACCUGGAGCUCCCUCGCUCCAGACCCUAAGUCAGAACUUGGCCCUGUCAAAGGUGACGGCCGGAUCAGGUAGCCCCCCGGACAGGAGGCAUGCUGGACUACAGUAGAGGGAGAGGGGAUUAUAUGUGAGCCCUGAGAAAAGAGAGAGAAGGAUGUGUGAGCCCUGAGAAGAGAGAGAAGGAUGUGUGAGCCCUGAGAAGAGAGAGAAGGAUGUGUGAGCUCUGAGGGGAGAGUGGGGUCUGGUCUCUAAGGCUAAAUCAUAAGGCACAUAAAUAGACACGGCUUCUCCCUACAUACGCUGAGGAGUGGCUAUGCUCCCAGUUUAGAGGCUACAUGCUCUUUUCAGACGAGAUACGUGCUGGACAUUUGCACACGAAGACUGCAAGACAAAGUUUUUUUUGUGUUCAAACGUCAUUGCUCGUUACAUGGACAAUUUCUGUUAUGUUAUCUGUCUGCAUAUAAGUCUUCAUUCAGGGUCUGUCUGGGUAGAACUUUGGAAAGAGGAGAACCCCACCCGCAUAUGUUUGAACUCUGUUCAAUGCACAGUUUUCUUCUGCUUUAAGGAAUUUAAAGCAGUGGCCAACAUUUUGACAGUGGCUAAAUGCUGUGUUAUAUUGUUGUCAGAGGGCAGUGGGUCCUCUGGACUAGUAUCUUCAUGCUUAUUUUCAAGCAUUAUUAUCAGAACAGCAGCAGCAGCAGAUGGAGGAAGUGCACUUUACUGUAAGACUAAGGUUACACAGGACAGCGUCGAUCAGUAGUUGGAGAAUGACGAGGAGGAGGAUUAGGAGCUUAAAAGGUCAAGGUGGAGGUCGUCACAAUGGUGACAUGGCAUCGUCUUCACUUACAUGUAUUUUGUAUAAAAGUGCUGCUAGAACGUUGCGGCGUCACUAUCAUAUCACAUAUCUGACCCAGCUGGCUCACCUGGAGGAGGAAGAAUAAUCAUGUUCUGAGUUACCAGCUGGGAGAGAGUCCUCUUCUCUCAUGAGUUCUGUUUACUGUGACAUAUCAUGUUUUUAAAUGUUUGUUUUGUUUGUUUCGUGAACAUUGAGAUGUGAAAUGUCUUUGUUGUCCACGAUCACUGCAAAGCAAUGCCACCAGGGGUUUUGUGUGUCAGAGGAAGUGCCUAACUGAUGUGGGUAAUAUUCUAGGCUACAGUGGCCUGGCUCUCCAGUGUGGCAUCAUAUUCACAGUGGACUACAUCGCUUCAAUGGGUCUAUUCACAGUUAUGCUAUAUAGGCCUAGCCAUAUAUUUAGAGUUAGGCAAACUUUUAGAAUAUUGAAUAUUGUUCUAAUACUAGACAGUCAUGCAAAUACAUCAUAAUGCAGAAACCUCGUUGGCCCAACUCUCUAAAUACACGGCUCUGGGCUAGCUUCCUCUUCUGUAUCAGUGUAUAUGCAGUGCAGUACUGUCCAUGUGGUCUAUGCUCUGUAUGCCAACAAAACUCUUCUGUCAUCUAUCUACCACUUUAAUGUUACUAGUUGUCCAUAAGCAUUUCUACAACAAUGAAACUCCCGUCCAAGAGGGGUCAACAUGACUAUUUCACGGUCUGGUUACGAAAUCGAAGCUGCCUUUACUUUGUUAAUAUGAACUGUUUAUAAUAGGAGAAUAGCUUCAAGACUUGCACUUAUUUCCUUUUUAGACAAUUCUGAAACCCUUCCCUAUACCUUUGUUUUUAAUUGUAAUGUUUUAAUACUAAACUGGCUGAAACUCCUACUUUUCUUGUUUUUUUUUCAGUCUCUGCCACUGAGUUUACAAGUGACCUUGUUUCCCUUGCACACUUGCUUCAGUGAAGCUUCCAUUUAACAGAAAGAAUAGCAGAGCACCGUUUAGUGUAAAUGGAAUAGGUUAUUCAUAUUUUAGUCUUUGAGAAAUAUAUAUUUGUCCAUCCAUUCAAUAUCAACCCCUCUGUCAAACUAUUGAAAACCACUUCUUGUAUUAUUUUAUUUGGACACACACUUCAUUCAAUGUCACUUCUGUCCAUGCUGUAUCACCCACAGCCCACUCAUCACUCACUCUGAUAAUGAUGACAUAAUGGCACUGGCUCCCUGACUGAGGCAUGACAGUGCUGGACUGGAGAGGGGAGUGCUGGCCAAUCACAGAACGCCUCUGGUAAAACAUGGCAACAGGUUGACUGGUGGCACAAUAAAAAAUUUAAAAAUGAAUAAAAAAUAUAUAAUCUUG
Molecule: messenger RNA, 4771 nt
Organism: Salvelinus fontinalis (brook trout)
Lineage: Eukaryota; Metazoa; Chordata; Actinopteri; Salmoniformes; Salmonidae
Product: xylosyltransferase 2-like
Exons: 11
Coding region: 29-2662 (877 amino acids)
Biological process (GO): heparan sulfate proteoglycan biosynthetic process; chondroitin sulfate proteoglycan biosynthetic process
Cellular component (GO): membrane
Molecular function (GO): protein xylosyltransferase activity
Source: RefSeq, a predicted model, not a curated record